This is a messenger RNA of Cinclus cinclus, 948 nucleotides long. RefSeq names its product olfactory receptor 14J1-like. The transcript has a single exon. The record is from RefSeq and is a predicted model, not a curated record. The coding region runs from base 16 to 948 and encodes 310 amino acids. Gene Ontology annotation, biological process: G protein-coupled receptor signaling pathway. NCBI's taxonomy places the organism in Eukaryota, Metazoa, Chordata, Aves, Passeriformes, Cinclidae. Gene Ontology annotation, cellular component: membrane. Gene Ontology annotation, molecular function: olfactory receptor activity; G protein-coupled receptor activity.
GCCCAGAGUGCAGAAAUGUCCAACAGCAGCUCCUUCAGGCACUUCCUCCUGCUGGCAUUGGCAGACACGCGGCAGCUGCAGCUCCUGCACUUCUGCCUCUUCCUGGGCAUCUCCCUGGCUGCCCUCCUGGCCAACGGCCUCAUCAUCAGCGCCGUAGCCUGCGGCCACCACCUGCACACCCCCAUGUUCUUCUUCCUGCUCAACCUGGCCCUCACUGACCUGGGCUCCAUCUGCACCACUGUCCCCAAAGCCAUGCACAAUUCCCUCUGGCACACCAACAACAUCUCCUACUCUGCAUGUGCUGCUCAGGUGUUUUCUCUUAUGCUAUUUCUUGCAGCGGAGUAUUUCCUCCUGACCAUCAUGUGCUACGACCGCUACGUGUCCAUCUGCAAACCCCUGCACUAUGGGACCCUCCUGGGCAGCAGAGCUUGUGCCCACAUGGCAGCAGCUGCCUGGGCCAGUGCCUUUCUCAAUGCUCUGCUGCACACAGCCAAUACAUUUUCCCUGCCCCUGUGCCAUGGCAAUGCCCUGGGCCAGUUCUUCUGUGAAAUCCCACAGAUCCUCAAACUCUCCUGCUCACACUCCUACCUCAGGGAACUUGGGCUCAUUGCAGUUAGUGCCUGUUUAGGAUUUGGUUGUUUUGUGUUCAUUGUUUUCUCCUAUGUGCAAAUCUUCAGGGCUGUGCUGAGGAUCCCCUCUGAGCAGGGAAGGCACAAAGCCUUUUCCACCUGCCUCCCUCACCUGGCUGUGGUCUCUCUGUUUAUUAGCACUGCAGUGUUUACCUACCUGAAGCCUGCCUCCAUCUCCUCCCCAUCCCUGGAUCUGUCCCUGUCAGUUCUGUACUCGGUGGUGCCUCCAGCCCUGAACCCCCUCAUCUACAGCCUGAGGAACCAGGAGCUCAAGGCUGCAUUGAGAAAAUUGAUGAGUCGGUAUUUUCAGAAGCAUUAA